AUUUGUUUGGUGUUCCGUGCCCCCGGUGUGUGUGAUAUUCGGCGGUGAGCGUAAAACCCCUCAUGAAAGCCCGUGUUACGGGCCGAGCGCUGAAGUAUCGUCUCGUCCAUGACCAUCGGCACCACACCGUUACACGCCCUGGCGUGGCGCAAGCGACGCGGUGAAUGAAGAGCUUCUCCCGCAAACAUAGCCGCCACCGCCGCCGCCGCUCUCCUAAACAUGGCCGACAUGACGGAUAACCGGGCUUCGGCGCUCUGCAACCCGGCUGCGCUGCCGGUUGGCCUCUGAAAACGUCAGUUCGCUACCGUCUACGCGUACAAAGUGUGCGGGUGAAGUGAUCAACACGUGAAACGAAGACAGCAUGGAGCCGGCUACGAACGGCUGCAAAGAUGGCCCGACUCCACUUCUGGUGCAGAACCAUUCCGAAGGAACAACUCAGCAGGAAAAGAAAUCGCCUGAAAAGCACAGCGCGAAGGCUGCAGUGACCCAGGAUGCACCUGCCGUCACUCCGAGGGCAGCUCGUCACGCUAAUGCAAACAGCAAAGCGUCUGCGAAAAGCAGCACAGCAUCCGCCACAGCGUCUACGGGAAGCAAGGCUGCGUCCGCUACAGCCGCAGCCGCCGUGGGCAACUCCGAGGCCGCCACACCUUCGGCAGGAAGUCGCCGAACUCCACGUAACUGCGCCCCUGGUCCCACCGCCAGUGCUUCCGGCACAGCGGGACGGGUACCGGCAAAGCCACCGCCUCGUGAAUCCUCCGGCCGGCGAGGGGCUGCACCCAGUACAGCAGCGGAAAGUGCGCCACCCGCCAGCAGCCCUCCGCCAGCGGCAACGAAGGAGGCAGACACCACACCGCCGGCUCGGAGAGCCCGCAAACGCGAGAGUCCGCGAUCGCCGGGCUCCUCGUCCGACACGGCGGGCGGUGGGGGUUCGGGGCGGGCGAGCAAGCGGAUGCGGCUGCAGUACCAGCCCUUCCAGUCGCCGGGGACACUUCCCACGCUCGUGCUGCGGACCACUGCCCCCAAGGCUCCCCAGCAGGAGGACAAGGUGGUGGUUUUCCAGAAGGGCGAGUUCCUGGCCGUGCGCAAUGAGACCGGGAGCUUCUACGUGUGCCGCACCGCACAGAAUGUGUACAAGAGCAGCAAGCGCUUCAAGAUCCAGUGGCUGAACAAUGACAGCGAGCCAGAUAUUUACGCUCCUGACUUUUACGACAACACGGAUUUUGAGUGCGUGCUGACCAACCUGCGGAUGCGGCGCGUGGACCGGGGUCGCUACUUGUUGCCGGACGAGGAACGCAAGCGCACGCUCAAUAUCCUGCAAAGGGCCCUCAACGUGGAGAAUGGUAUGGAUAUUCCAGAUCCUCGGCAACUAACCAUGGACGGAGUGGAUGUGUCCUUUGUGGGCAAGGAGGAAGAAGAAGAACUGUCCGAAGCUUCACCGCCGGCCACAAACUUUCGGGGUCGUCGCCGAACAAGCCAGAAAGAGGAUGUCGACAUGGAGGAGGACGAAGAAGACUCAGACUCUGAUACCGGGAGGCGCUCGAAAGGUGCCAAGGGCCGUCCUGUGGGCUCGCGCGUCAAGUUGAAAGGCAAAAAAGCAUCGAAACCUUCCUCUUCAUCCAAGUGGAGCUCAAGUACAGCACCUGUCGAAGCCCUGAGGCCAAACCCCAAAGUGGCCCUCCUCGAAAAGGACCCAUACUUUGAGUCACCUAGCCCCGAUCCAGUGACGGUGUCCACACUGGCAGACAGCAAGCUCCUCAUCCGUGCAGUGCUGCUGGGUGAUCACACAUUGUUGAAGAGUUUCUUGGCAGACCAGGACCGCAUGUGUUCAUUGGGGCUGGUCCGCAGCGUGGAUGUGAGGCUUAGUGCUCUAGACUACAGCGUGAUCCGGGAGGACUACCACUCCAUGCGCCUCCUCCUGGCUGCCACUCCGGAGCGGCUGGCUCCUCCCCCGACAAAUAUCCUUCUCUGCGAGAAAGGACCCGACAGCUACAGAUGGUUGGCAGCCGAUUCGGGUGCACCUUGGCAAAUCCCGCUGGUCAGAACGGAAGUGGCCAAAAAUGGAAACUGCGCCUUGCUCUUGGACAGUGACCAGUACGUCCGAGAGUACGGGAUCGAUCGAAAGCGUGCUGUCCAGCUUGCCAUCAAGCACGGCGUCUCGUUUCAGACCGUGGACCAGCUUCUUACAGGGCAGGAGCCACCGGAGGAACUGUGGAGCCACAUUGUCGAGGCCCUUCGUCACGGCGAAAUAACCUUGGCGGGGUCAUUAGCGAUUCGAGCCGAAAAGCACGGCCUGCCCCCACUGAACCCACUCUUCCGUCAGGUAUUGUUGAACCGUCAGCAGCCACUCUUGGAAUUUCAGCCAUCUGCAGUGCUACAGAAGACAUUGGGGCCCUAUGAGGUGACGGCCCUGCACUGCGCUGCAGUCAACCCUGAGCACAGCUACCUGGCUCACCUGCUGAGCAGCGUGCCGCACCUCGAGGUCCAGGACGGCCAGGGGUGGCAGCCCCUGCACUAUGCCGCUGUGGCCACCUGCACCGCGCCGCUGGAGCUCCUGCUUGCCAGGGGCACUUCUCUGUAUGCCAUCGACAAGAAUGGAGACACUCCACUGCACAAGGCCGCCUCUGCAGGCCGUUCAAGUAACCUGGAAGUGCUUCUUCGAUUCGCUACAGGUGCUGAGAAAGGCAGUCUGUUCAGCGCAGUGGACAAACCCAACAACGAAGGCUGGACUCCCUUACACCUGGCUGUCAAGAACAACCACCUGGAAGCCGCUCAAGUGCUGAUGCGUUACAAGGCGGAACCAAACCGCAUCCGCGGCGCUCCGUACAGCCAGAUCAGCCCGUUGAUGUGCGCGGCUCAGCAAGGCAGCUGCGACAUGGUGCACGCACUGGUUGAAGGCAGCGGUCGAAGGCUGGACGAGGGCACCGUGGAACUCCUAGACGAGUGUGGCCGCAGCGCUCUAACCCACGCUGUGCUGAAUGGCCAGACGGCCGUGUGUGCCAAGCUGUUGCGUCUCGGCUCCAACCCCAACCGAGCCGACGUCGGGGGCAACUCGCUGGUGCACUAUGCGGCUGCCUACGGCUGGCUGAGCUGCUUGCGCCUGCUUGUCGAGGCUGGGGCUGCACCACACAAGCAAAACAGCUCAAAGGCGACACCGGUGCAGGUGGCCUUUCUCAAGGGUCACAUGGGUGUGGUAGACUACCUGCUGGACCAGCCAGGUGUGGAGCUGAGUGCCGACAGCCCCACGGACUCUGCUGCCACAGGGCGGACCCUGGCCAUGCGUGCGCUGCGUUCACGCCUCAGCGGCUCCGUGUAUGCCCGGCUUCAGUUUCUGCUCGAGCGGCAGGGCUCCGACGCCAACAAGGUUGACCAGGAGGGCAACAAUGCCUUGCACCACCUUGUCCUGGCCGACAGCGAGUUCAGACACCGACAGAGAUUGGAAGAAUCGGACUUGAAACAACCAUCAUCAGACACUGCUCACAUAGAAGCUAUGCAAGCUCGGCUGGAAAAGGAGCGUAAGGAGCACAACCGUUGGUUGGAGCAAGCCACCUCGCUGCUCCUGAACAGCGGCUGCAGUCCAACCACACUCAACAAGGAACAGCUGAGUCCGCUGUCCCUCGCCCUUCACAAGGGGAGCCUCCUGGUCGUGCAACUGUUGGUGGAUGCCGGCAACCAACCCGAACUGGCUGCUCUGGAAGCCUCCCCAGACUUUCUACGCCAGGUGGCCCUCUUUGCCAGGCAGAGGGAUGUGCUGCCGUUGCUCAAUGCCCUCCUCAAGCCUCCGCCCCCACCGCCCGAAGGAGCCAAGCCGGAGGAGCAGCCGCGGUCUCUUCGAGACGUCCUUCGCGCACAGGCCAACUCGCACGACCGCGAGGGCUUCACCCCUCUGCUGGUCGCCCUGCGGACCCUGGGCGAGCUGCGCAAGCCGACGGAAGAGCAGAGUAGCCGACUGCACACGCUGCUGCGUUUCCUCCUGGAGGAGCUGGGUGCCGACGCGGCCGCAGCCGUGCGGGGGGGCCCCUCUGCCCUGCACCUGGCAGCUCGCUGCUCAGGAGCGGCGGCCGUUGACCUCCUGCUCCAGCACAAGCCCCUGCUCGAACCGCCUGACCAGGAGGGCCUCACGCCACUGGCGCGAGCGGUGGCCAGUGGGAACAGCGCUGCUGUGCACUCCUUGGUUGCCGCUGGGGCCAGUGUCAAUGUGGAUUUGCACGAUGGUGGGUCAUUCCCCGUGAGCCUCCUGGUGUACGCCGCCAUGCACAAUCUCCCCGGUGAACUCAUUCAGCUUCUCCUGAAGCACAAGGCCAACCCGAAGGCUGUCAACCAUGCCUCUGGCAACAAUGCCCUCCAUUAUUUGGUCUCGCACCGAAGCAACCCAGAGCUACUGGACACCGUGCGUGCGCUCCUGGACGCCGGCAUCGACGUCAACUCGGUGAACGCCAGGGGUCGUUCACCGCUGCACCUGGCCGCCAACGCGCACACCGGUGCGGCCGAGUGCUCGACGGCCCUUGAGGAAUUGCUGCUGCAGAAAGGGGCACGGGUGGAGGCCAGGGACGUCCGAGGGCGAAUCCCAUUGCACUACGCUUUCGUCAAAAUCCACAGACACUGGGACAACACGCCAUGUGAUCCCCUGGAGCUGGCUACCUUGCUGCAGACAACUACACAGGCUUCAUUGCUUGAACUUCAGGACGAGUUUGGCAUGACUCCGGUGCACUAUGCUGCCAUCAGAGGAUCGUCCAUGUGCAUGAAUUCUUUCAUUAAUAAGGUGAAGUCAGUUGAUAUCAAGGACAAGGCUACCAACACACCCUUGGGCUUGGCAGUCCUCAACAACCACCCCGCGUGCGCGCUGUUGCUGCUGCAGAAGGGUGCCCUCCCAACGUUGGACCUGGUAAUCCAGCGGAACGAGCCGUCGCAGCCGGGCCUGCGCUGGCUCUACGUUCGCAAGAAGAUCCGCGCCCCGCUGCACUUACCCAUCUUGCAGGAGCUCGUGAAGCGGUCAUGGCAGGGAAUUUUGCAGCAAAUCAUCGAGCAUCUAGAGCUUGGUGGCAAGGGCCUGGCUCUCGCUGUUGAGGCGGCCCUGAGGAGUUGUUCUUACGAGCUGGCGUUGAGGCUCAUUGCCAAGGUGAAGCAUGGCUGGACCCUGUACAGUGACAAGCAGACCAUGUUGCAUGUUCUUGCACGAGAGGCUCCCAGGGAUGCCCAGCUGGAAAUGCAGAUCAAGGUGGCGCAAGCUUUGAUGGACAAGGGAGUACCAGUGAUGGCACGGGACGAACACGGAUCUUCGGUGCUGACGUAUGCGGCCAUGAACUGGAACUACACCCUGUGCCAGUUUUUCCUGGACAAGAUGGGCAUGGUGGCGGCGGCGUGCGCCGACCAGGACGCCUCCCUGCGCACUCCAUUCACGGCCGCCUUCUGGAAAUUGCAAAGCGACCGCCUGCCGGAAGACAUGCAGUCGUGGUGCCUUUCGCUGCUCGAAGCAGGUGCCUCCGCAGACCUGCUGACUUGCUUUCCCCUCCAGAACUUAGAGUUUCCGGGCACGACGUGCCUGACGGACGACACGCGCAUCCACACGGCAUCUCCGACGGCUGCGCGCCUGUCGCCUCUGAUAUUGGCAGUGUGCAAGCGCAACUACGCGGUAGUCAGAAUGCUGCUACGAGCGGGGGCCAACGUCAACUUCCGAGAUGGCCAGCAGCGCACAGCCCUCAUGUACGCCGUCAGACUGAACGACAUCAAGAUGGCCAAGCUGUUGCUGAACGGCAGCUACGACCCUGAGCGGGACACAGACCCGUACGGGGACGUGCGGCGCACGGGCUUCAAGAAGACGAGCCCCGUGGACCUGACGCACCAGGACAUGUACGGCUGGAACGUGAUGCACCACGUGGUGGCGCCGCUGGCCAACUACACCUUCUGCUGCCCCGCUAUGCUGCAGCUGCUGGUGCACGUGGGCACGCCGCUGGACGCACCCGACAGCAAUGGCGUCACUCCACUGCAGCUCGCGGCUGCGCGCGGCGUUGCCACAAUAACACACGCUCUCCAGAGCGCCAUGCAGUUGGCGCAUGACCAGGUGCCCAAGGUUGCCGUGCACUCUCUGCCUCCUGCGGUACACCCCAAGGAGCUUGGAGAAGUCAAGUUCACUUCAAAUUUCGUCGACGACUCAAAAGCAUUCUUGGAGAAGUUCUCCGCCGCGGCCACUUCCAACCAGAAGGACUCGCGGGAAGCAGUCCCUGACCCUUUUGCCAACAUGGACGAUGGGGAGGUGGUCACGGACAAGGCUCAAAACGUGCCGUACGACGCACUCCUCACCAUGGUCGAUCUGAGCUAUGGCCAGUUUGGUCUGUACAGUUUUUACAAAAUGCAGCUUAUUCAGCGAGGAAGUCUCGUGGUGCUAUUCUGUCGCUGGGGCCGUGUCGGCGACUCCGGCCAGUGGUCCCGAUCGUGCUUCAGCGCAGUCACUGAGGCAGCUCGUGAAUUUGCGCGCCUCUUCCGCUCAAAGACUGGCAACGCUUGGGAGGACCAGCAAAGCUUCAAGGCCCAGCCGCGUAAGUACCGGGCCGUGCAGUGGGAGAAACGCAAGAGCCCUCCGCCCAGCAAUAUUCCCAUCAGCCUUGGCGAUCCGUGCAAGUCGCUGCUUCCCCCGCCCCUACAAGAUCUGAUGCGUAAACUGGCGAACCCCGACAUGCUGGUGAGCACCCCACUGCAGCUGGGUGCCCAGGGUCAGGUGGCACUGGAGCUGCUCAGUGCCGAGUCCCUGUCCACUGCGCUGGCCCUGCUUGAAGACAUCCAUCAGUUGGUGCGCGAGAAGGCCUCGCUGCAGGCGUCCCUGGAGCGCUCAGCUGAACAGCAGGAGGGCAAGCUCCAAGAACUGCUGUCUCGCCUGGUGGAGAAGAGCGAGGAGCUGUACUGCCUGGUGCCCGUGCGGGGACGCCGCUUCGAGCGGCUCGAGCCCCUGUUCGAGGAGCGGGGCGUGUCGCGUCAUGCGGACCUGGUGCACAGCCUGGUGCACCUCCACCUUGCCCACCAGCUGCUUAUCGGAGCACAGCUCAGAGCACCUGAGGUGCACCCACUGGACUACGUGUACCUCAGCUUGCGCUGCAAGAUGCAGCUCCUGACGGAAGAGGGUGCCGAAGUCCAGACUAUGUUGCAAUACGUACACAACUCUUCUGAGAAGCCUCCCAAGGUACUGCGGAUGUUCCGACUGACGCGAGACGGGGAGAACCAGCGCCUGGCCUCCUGUGGGGUGGACAACCACUGGCUUCUGUGGCACGCCGUUCAACCGUACAACUUAUUGGGCAUCCUAGCCUCUGGGCUCGAGCCGAGGCUUCUGGUCGAUCACUGGAUGGGCGACCACCAGGCCAAGGGAAUCUGUUUGGCUGACCGCUUCGAACAAGCACGUUGGCUAUGCCAGUCUGGCUCUGUGGCGCCCGGUCCCAAGUACAUGCUGUUGUGUGAGGUUGCCCUGGGUCGAUGUCGGGACCUGGACCUUGGUCCGUCCGGCAACACGGAGCCCGGUUCUCCCGGAAGUCAUGAGAGCACUCGGGCUCUUGGUCGCUGGCAGCCCCAUAUCCUGGGCACAGUCACGUGGCACAGUUCUACGGUGCCGUUGGGUCCCAGCAACAAGGCCGAGCCUCACCAGAGCCCCCUGAAUUACAAUGAGUACGUAGUCUACAAGCCGGCCCAGGUGUGCCUCCGCUACCUGCUGGAGUUUGAGGACUGAUCAAGUGGCAAGAACAAGACAACAGAGACAACCUUUUUAGAAUCGGGGAAGGGCGUUGGGGAGGGGAGGGGGGGGACACUUUUCACUGGGGAAGCGGUUCAAAGAGCCCAUCUCUUACCACGGGAAUGAAAAUGUUUUUCUUCUCUCAUCGUCGUUCAUGGCCAUUGGGACGCAUACCACCUCAUUGUGCAGGAGAAUGUUUAAACGCGCGCACUUUUUUUUUUUUUUCUUCUCUCUCUCUCUUCCCCCUAAUAUGUACAGUCCAAGGCCAAUAAUUAGUUGGCUUUGGCAGCAAGAGAACUGCCUCUCAAUAAAAUGUCAGACGUAAGCGA
Molecule: messenger RNA, 8040 nt
Organism: Rhipicephalus sanguineus (brown dog tick)
Lineage: Eukaryota; Metazoa; Arthropoda; Arachnida; Ixodida; Ixodidae
Product: poly [ADP-ribose] polymerase tankyrase
Exons: 49
Coding region: 362-7708 (2448 amino acids)
Molecular function (GO): protein binding; NAD+ poly-ADP-ribosyltransferase activity
Source: RefSeq, a predicted model, not a curated record